This is a messenger RNA of Hyaloperonospora brassicae, 978 nucleotides long. NCBI's taxonomy places the organism in Eukaryota, Oomycota, Peronosporomycetes, Peronosporales, Peronosporaceae. The record is from the annotation of a GenBank genome assembly.
AUGGCCGCUGCCGCCUCUCGUCUGCUCGUCCUGAGCUCUGACGUGGAAGGCGCGCGCUCCGCCGUCUCAGAGCUCACAGACCUCUGCAACGACUGUGCUGCCGACGCGCCCAACGCCGCGACGCGCCACAACGCGACGGCGCUGACGCUGCAGACAAAGUACUACCGCGCGCAGGUGGACGUGCACGUGCAUGUGGUGCAGGACAAUGCGCCAGCGCCUGCGCUGCAGCACGAGCUGUGCGACUACGAAGCGGUGCUCGUCGUGGUGAACGCGGCGGAGGAAGAGAGUUUCCAACACGUGUGUGGGUUCGCCACGCGCGUCGUAGAGCUGGCGACUGUGGACGUGUGUCUGCUACUGGUUAGUAGUACGUGUAUGGAAACGACCGAGCGCGUGGAAACAAUGGAGAGCUGGUGUCACGGCAAUGGCUUUGAGCUGGUUGUGUCGAGCGGACCAGAGCGCUCUUGUGGUGAUCACAGUGUUGCAGGAGAGAAGCACGGGGUCGCACGCGUGCUGGAAGCUCUACAGUGCAACCGGUGGCGUUCCAUGGAGAUGCACGUGCGGCAGACUGCGGGAGCAGUACCGCUAGAUGUGGUUGCAGCAGAGAGCAUAGAAACCAAUGUGGACGAGAUGGUCUCGCUUGAGGACGAGGUGGGGAACAAGGAGGAGCACGAAGAAGAAAGCUGUGACGGGAGUGAAGCUUUGCGUCAGGAGACGCAGCUGAUGCAAGCCUUGGACGUUGCUGCGUGCCCCAGUGUGUCGAGUGAGGCGAUAGGAGGAGGAGGUGAAAGUGAUGACGACGUUGAUAUGGAUGAGUUUUGCGCGCUGAUUGCUCAAGUACGAAAUGUCCGCGACCAAGUUGCAUUCCUUGAUGACACGAAGCGACGAGAACGAGCUGCAGAGGUGGCCAUGAAGCUCUCAAAGUUUUUGGGCGAUCAUGACGACUAUUUGGACGAAGCGUCUUUUGCCGCUGCAUUGUGA